Messenger RNA from Paralichthys olivaceus (Japanese flounder), 5230 nucleotides. The record is from RefSeq and is a predicted model, not a curated record. NCBI's taxonomy places the organism in Eukaryota, Metazoa, Chordata, Actinopteri, Pleuronectiformes, Paralichthyidae.
AGCACCAGAACCAUGCACGGGAGCUGGUAAAGAAGGCGGACCUGUCGCAGUGGGAUGCCCUGGUCAUCAUGUCUGGAGAUGGACUGCUGUUUGAGGUGAUAAAUGGUCUGAUGGACCGAGAGGACUGGCAAGAGGCCAUCCAGACCCCUCUGGGUAUUCUACCAGGUGGCUCAGGCAACGCCCUCGCCGCCUCCGUCCACCACUACUCACAGUCAUCUCCAGCGUGGAACGAAGAACUACUAUUGAGCUGUGGCUUCAUGUUGUGCAAAGGUCUUGUCGGCUCCUUAGACCUGGUGUCGAUCCACUUGGCCUCUCGGCAGCGCCUCUUCUCCUUCCUCUCCCUCGCCUGGGGCUUCGUGGCAGAUGUUGACAUCGAGAGCGAGAAGUACCGUCAUGUUGGCGCCAUCCGCUUCCUGAUGGGCACCCUGGUGCGCCUGGCCUCCCUCAGAGUCUAUCAGGGCAAGUUGGCGUAUCUGCCUGUUAAGGAGGUGCCAGCACUUCCAAAAGGGAGCAUAAAGGCUAACCACCCCCCUUCCACACCUCAGCACCCCUCACUCUGCUCCUCCCUACACUGUCGGCUCAUCCCCAACCCCUCUCCAAAUCAGAACGCUCGUCACCACCACAACACCACAAACUGCAACCACAACACCAUCUCCAACUCCCCCAAUAAUGCUAACACCACCAAGAGAACUGAGAUCCAGAGUGAUGGCAAGACCAUGGUACUGGUGGACUCUCUUCUUCCUGGUCUGGAGCAGCCGGUUCCAGAGAGCUGGACAGUGGUCAAGGAGGAGGACUUUGUCUUGGUACUGGCUAUUUACCAGUCCCACCUUGCUGAGGACCUGUGGACAGCCCCUGGUGCGAUGGCAGAUGACGGGCUGAUUCAUCUGUUCUACGUGACAGCAGGAAUCUCACGUCCCGCCCUGCUGCGCCUUUUCCUCGCGAUGGAGAAGGGCGCCCACUUGGCGUGCGGCUGCCCCUACCUGGUGUAUGAGAAGGUGAAGGCCCUGCGGCUGGAGCCCAUCACUCCGCAGGGCGUGAUCACUGUGGACGGAGAGAUGGUGGAAUACGGGCCUGUUCAGGCUCAAAUCCACCCAGGACUGGCCAGACUCAUAUGUGGAUGAACCUGGAUUAUCUUAAUCUUUCUUCUGGUUGUAGAGCUUUUCUAGUUUGGCCUUUUUAUAUUCAGCGUUGAUUCCUUUACGUAUGCUGUGUUUUCAGAAGUGCCAAAGACAUUUGAUCAGCCUCUGGAAAUUCCUCUAUUUUUCUAUUGAAGCAACUUAUGCUCACAAUGUUUGAUUCAGGUUUAAAGCCAUGGAUGGUCGUUCUUGCUGCUGGCUGGUACCAGCUUGGAGAAAGAGAGAGGGAUUGUGUGAGCGUGUGAGUGUGUGUGCGCACGAGAGAGAUCUUUACGUUUCUGUGUGUACCCAAGUGUGUGUACGUUUGAGACUGUAGAGGAACCCAUAGCUGAGGAGCUCAUUGUUCAUGCUGCUGUCGGACCACAUAAGCAUGACACACAUGAAGAGAAGCACAUUUUCCCGUCCUGGGAUGCUCCUGGAGAAACCCCGCCCCUUGUCCCACUGUACUACACCAGGCCGCCAAUCUCCCUCCUGGGCUCUAACAGCAUCACCUCCCCCUAAGCUUGGUAAAGAGGAGCUUUCUUUCUGAGGAGAUAUAAAUCCGCUGGGGAUUUGAUGUUGACAUAUCUUUAAUCUUUGCAUAGUAUUUAUGUAAAAAAAAAAAAAAAGCACACAAAAAAUAACAAUACCAGAUCUUGUCAAAGUAACAAUUAGCACCCCUUCCUCCUGUGUGUGCAAACUUCCUCCAGCUUCUAAUGCAUGAAGUGCUGUGGAGGCAGACAGAAACCCAGUCAGCCGAGCUUACACCUCCACCAAUGCCCGAUCCAUUUCCUGCCGUGUCUGCUCUCUCACCCUGCUUGAUUUGCAACCAUCAUCAAACUGUAGGAACUGCCUGCACUCGCACACAAACACACACUCACUUUCUUUUCCCCCAUCCCCCCUCCUCCUAUGCACACACACACGCACACACACACACACACACACUCAUUCCCUGCAUCUCUGCAGCACUUAGUUAGGGGGGAGGGGUCUGGUCUACUUGUGUGCAUAUGAUCCCCUCUCCUCCUGCCAUCUUAAGAGUGUACUCUCCCUCGGUUAAUGAGCUAUCAGCACCUAAUGUGUCCUUAAUAUUAAGCUAUAAAUCUGCUGAGAAUUUAGUUUGUCUUCAUACGAAAGCUUUAAAGUGACUUUUAAAGAAGUGUCAAAGUAGAGAGAGUGGGGUUCCACACCUGGGUCAGUCAGCAUUGCGUAUUGAGAGAUUUGACAUCAAUGUGAGCUGGAGGGAGUCAAGUGUUCUCCUUUCUGCUGCUGUUGGCGGUGUGGUGAUGAGCAUUAGUGCGCUAGAGCAGAGGAUAGUGCAAAUGUUAGCAUUAUCAUCAGCGGCCCCCCUCCAAUUUCUCCCUCUCACACACACAACAAUUUAUUUCAGGCCGCACCAGGACUGUUACACCUGUAAGUGAUGCAUUAACUGAAAAUCAUCACUCACCAGAAUAAGCCGUCUUCCUUGAUCUUAGAUCAUAUUCACCACGCCCAACAGUCCCCUCGAUAAAAACGAUCCUUAAAACUAAGGUCACAUUACGUUUCCCAGCUACAUAUUGGUGCUGCUUACAGCUUCUAGCCUAUUUGUCAACAUACAGCGGCUCAAACAAUCCUCCACCCCAAUGAAAGCAGAUUUAAAUCCAUCAGAUCCAGAUUGUUUUGGGGAUCUGCACCGAUAUUGCACAUCCUCAUCAAUACUAACGCCCGGAAUAUGUCAGAAUUUUCUCAUCAGGAUUUUUUAAAUUGUUGAAAUCACUUUAUCUUGCAAUGUUAAAGAAAAUGAAAAAAAAAUAAUCCUGUACCUUCCCCCUGAUCCAGAUCCACACCAAAGUAUAAUAGGCUCUUCUUGGACCCCUACUUCGGUGUCUGUCGUCUACAGUUUGUGUGUCAUCCUCCAUAUUGUCAUGUUGUCCGAAUGCUGAUGCAUCCUCUAAAAACACAAUCACCGCUGAUGCUGAAAGUGAAAAGUAGAACAUCAACAGGCUGCUGGGUUUCAAAGAAAAACGGAUUAUCAGCUGUUCAAGGUUUUCAUCACUAUCACAGUGAGUGCAAUACAGUCUUUACAUUUGUAAAGUCGUUUUCUAAAGCUUGCGAGGGAAUCAUGAGUGAUUGGCUUCCGCUAAAAGAAGCAUAACAUUAGAUAUUUAUAUUUUCCACGUAAUGCAAACAGAAAGACAGUUUCUUUAAGGUCUGUGUUGAAAUGACUGGGGCACGGUUGGGGGCUGAACCUUGUACUCCCAGCAUCAUUAAUAUUUUUGAACCCUCCCUUUGACUUCUAUUUGUUUAAAUGGAGACAGCGUUAGGGCUGUGCAAUGAAAACUCAAAUGUUUCCAACAUUAAAAGAAUAAAACAUGACUGAAAUAUAUAUUUUAGGACUUCAUGUGGGAGACAGUUGUGCAUGAAUAAUACAAGGUCUGCACUGCCGGGCUGUUUUCAUUAUGCACAUUGAAAGAAACGCAGGUUAUUCGUACUUUUCUGGACCAUCAGACCCAGAUGUGUCAACCGAGUAGUGAAGAGACGUCCGCGUUGAUUAUCAGGAUCAAAAGAGACGGAGCAGAAACGUCAGCACAGCAAUUCAUCUCUUGUUACGAGCUACAGUUAGCUAUCGUAGCUAACCAGUAGUAGACUGUAAAUAAAGAUGGACGACAUGACCAAAAAGUGACGCCAAAGUGACUUGAUUGCCACCUGGUGGCUGGCUGCUGUAUAGGUCAUUAACCCACUUCCUUCCGUGUUUGUAUUUUGGAUAUUUUGGCUUCAUUUCUGGCUGGUGGAAGGAGGUGGAGACGUGUCAUCCAUCUUUGUACACAAUCUCUGGUUGAGGAAAAGAAAACCCUGAAACAAAAAGAUUUUGCACGAUUGAGACUUGUGGUGCACGUCAAAGUCCUCUUCAAUGUAACAGUUUGUUUAUCUUUGACAGCACUGAUAGCCUUUAUUCAUUUUACUUUACUUUAAUAAAUAUAUAUCAUAAAUCAGGAGGAGAAGACUUUCAGAAAACUCUUCCCACUAGUUUGUAUUCAGUCCCUCAACAAAGCAACAUACUUGAAGUUGACCUCAGUCAACAUCUGUAAAUGUUGGUUCUCAUUUUCACUGCAGUGCCGAUUUUUUGCCAAUUACUUGAUUUGUACAUCCUGGUUCUGACAUUUACAUACAUACUGUAUGGUAGUCAUUACGUCGCCCGACAUGCAACACGCUACCUUCUACCAUUACUGUAUCCUCAGUGGAGUUUUCCAGGUGCUUCCAAUGCAUAUCAUGUCCUGCGGGCUGCACUCAUGCCCACAUGCACUGUUAAACAUAUAACGUACAUGUCAUUGGGGGGGAGUUAUGCAAAUGCCUGGUCAUGGUUAAAGGAUAACCUGUAGUGAGGGCUCCCUCUGCUGGACUGUUCACUGAACAAUGUGAAGCGACAGUUAAAACCUGGACUACAUCCAUGUAUGAUAAACUGGGGAUCAUCUGCAAACCGCAUCAUCUUUCCUGCUUUUCAUAUUAACUUGAUGCAGAGAAACAAAGCUGCAAAAUAUAAUCCAUGUCAAUGUUGGAGUCGGGCGUUGAAAUACUACUGUUGAGUUAUGGUACGAUACUGUUAAACUGUUUUAUUCCAAUGGCUGCUUUAAUGUGACCCCCCUCUCUUAUUUGUCUUGUUCAAUACUGUCUAAGCUACAAAGCUGUGUCACAGACUCUGAAUGAAAACAGGCCAAUGACGUUCUCAGGCUCCUCUGAGAAUCUGAAUGAGUAAUUCUCUCUCUACCAUGUAAACUGUAAAACCUCUUCAGUCAUUUGUGUCUUGCGACUGUAUCCACCUGACGUAAUACUGUGAUUUACAGACAGCUGAAGAGUGUUUGACUCAUUGUUUUUCAUUGUGUUUAAUGUGGUGAUGUAAAGCGGCAUACAGUCGAUCUGGGGGGGGGUCAUGUAGUAUCACUGAAUGUGUUGUACCCUCUGUGUUAGUGACAAAACAAAAUAAUACUGUUCUGUUUAAUUGUAAUCUGCUAUGUACAUUAUCAGCUUUUCACUUUGCAGUAAAUUGAAUAAGGGAAAGUAGCUUCUCUAGAAAGUGCCUUAGCCAGUACCCAAGAUAGCAGAUAGGUGGCGCAAAGCAAAAUAUUAGAAAGGAAAAAAAA